AUGGCUGCCGGAUGGGGAGGAGGCUGGAGCUACUCUCCUGGUUGGGGCUCACGGUGGUGGGAUCAGGGCUCGUGGUGGCAUGGACGCUGGAGCCAAGAAGAGAAAGUGCCUUGGGAGAAACCCGAGGUGCCGACAGAGGAGCCCAAGUUGGAAGAACCAGAAAGGCCAAGUGAUAGAAGCGACAGGCCAAGUGACGACGGAGGAUGGGUCUGGAGCGGCUGGAGCUCCAGUUGGUAUGGAAAUGGAAGGCCAUGGUCCAGUUGGUCGUCCUAUCCUUAUGGAUACGGCUAUGGCGGCUACGGCUACUCUGGCUAUUCCAGCUGGGAUGAAAGAUGGGCAAGACCCGAUGCACCUGAAGCGAAGCAGGAUGAUAGCCAGAACCGCCAAGAACGAUGGAGCCAAGCCUUUUUGAAAGACAGGCAAGAACUUCAGGAAGGAGCCUGGUGGAAGAGCGAACGGGACGAACGAUCCAAGGAAAACAUAGCUUCCGAAGCUAGGCAAGCUGAGGAAGGAAGCCAAGAGCCAAAGUGGGUGCCGAUAGCUGCUUCAAGUGGACUGGAAACAAGCUCAGCCACCGGAACACCACAGGAGCCCCCCGUUGGAUCGGUCGGCGAGCCCAAGAUCGGUCCUGUCGCCAAUUCUCAAAACAAGGAGAUCGAGCAGCCAUCCCAUCAAAAUGAGGAAUGGUACCAGAAGUGGCUGCGCCGACAACAGGAGAAAGAGGCAAACAGCACCCAAACCGCAGUACCACAGGCUGAGAGCUUCGUAACGAAGGCCAAGAAGGUCGAAGUGUAUGAGGCGCAAGUGCCGGAAGCUGUCGCCGAUCCCGACACUCAGCCUGCUCCUUUAGACCAGGAGAUGUCCCUUCACUCGAUUCCGGAGCCAGAGGGGCAGCCAGUGCGGCAUCCUCACGAGAAUGAGGAGUGGUAUCAAAAAUGGUUGCGGCGGCAGAAGAACCAGCCAUCGCAUGUGAUAGACAUUGGUGCUCCCCAGCCUCAAGCUUCCACCCAAGCGGCGGCAAGCAGCUCCAGUGAUCCCCAGGUCUCAUCCGCAGAGGCAGUCCCUACGAGCAGCGCAGAAGAGAGGCGAGUUUGCCCGGACGACGGCAAAACAUACACGUUUGAUGAGUUGAAGAAGGCUUAUGCAGGACAAUACUCAGAGGAAGACUUGACCGCAUACUGGAGAGAUGCCAUGGCAACUCCUGGAACUGCGGCAGACAAGCCCCCUGAGUCCAAGAAAGAGGAUUACAAACAAGAAGAGUGGUACCAGAAAUGGUUACGAAGACAGCAGAACAAGAACCGGCAGAUCAUCGAAAUUGGUUAG
This is a messenger RNA of Symbiodinium pilosum, 1323 nucleotides long. The record is from the annotation of a GenBank genome assembly. Lineage: Eukaryota; Dinophyceae; Suessiales; Symbiodiniaceae.